Molecule: messenger RNA, 1970 nt
Organism: Prorocentrum cordatum
Lineage: Eukaryota; Dinophyceae; Prorocentrales; Prorocentraceae
Source: the annotation of a GenBank genome assembly
AUGCGCGGCCUCGGGUCUGUGGAGCCCGGCGACCACGUGCUCGCGAAGGUCCGGGGCUCCGCGGGCCAGCCGCAGUGGGUGGAGCUGCUGUGCCUCGAGGUGGUGUACGACCAGGGUGCGUGCGAGGGCGACUGCGCCGCCGCGGGCCGGUUCGUCGAGGCCAGGCAUGUUGGCGCGAGCGACGGCUAUGUUGCCUGGUAUGCUCAGGCGGUGGCCCACCGCGGCGGCCGGGGCCACGGCACGCUGCACCACCUCUUCGGGCGCACGCAGGAGCAGUGCGAGGCGACGUGCCCAGACGGCGCCGGAGGCAUCGAGCACCUCGACGUGUGGCGGCUGGUCAACCUGCCGGACCUGGAGGAGGUGAAGGAGGGGCUCGAGCUGGCGCCGCGAUCUGCUGGAGGGCUGCGCGUCGCCACUGGGGGCAGCGGGGCAGGUGCGGGCGCGCCAGGGCUGGCCAGCGAGGCGGUCGACCUCGAGCGAGCCCUCGAGGACCCCGAGCUGGGCGACAGGCCAGCGCAGCUGGGUCAGCGUUUGAGGUCGGGAGUCCCUGCGCCGAGCGGCCGCGCGGCGGCCGAGAACGCAGCGGCCCCUGGCGCCGCGCGGGCUCUGGCGAACCGAGCGCACGCCGCCGCAGGCUCGACCUCCCGGCCGGCCGCCACCGCAGGGUGCGACCGCUUGGCCGAGGCCAUCGACGGGCUGCUGCGGGGCCAGGUCGUGGAGGUCAGCGACCUGCCCCGGCAGGAACUCAAGGCCAGGACGAUCGCGUUUCGCGACGGCCACUGGCGGAGCGCCAGGUGGCUCACGCUCAUCCCCAGCGAGAGCAUGCCAGCUGGGGCCACGCAGACAUUGGCGGGGAUGCCUGUGGCCAGCUCGGCCGAGGCGCUCAGUAUCCUGGCGGGCCGAGUGCUGUCGACAGCCAGCCGCCAGGCGCGGGGUAAGCAAUCGGCGACGCAGCGCGCGCAGGCAGACCGGGCCCCCGCGGCAGGAGCAGGCGAACCGCCCGCACGGCUGGUGGAGCUGCGGACGGACUCGGAGGCCAGCGCAGCCGCGCAGACUCGGAGGCCAGCGCAGCCGCGGCACCAGCGGAAGCUGCUGGCAGGCGUGGGCAACGUCAGUAUUCGGUUCCAGCUGAUCGCGGCACUGUACGACGCGGCGCACGGAGCGCCGGGGGACGUCGGACGGUUCAUCAGGAGCGCUCCGCCAGCACAGCGCGUGCGCCUCGAGAGAGAUCGCGAGGAGCUGCCGCUGCCGGUCCCCGACUCCCCCGACUUCCUGGCGCGUCGCGCCGAGUGGCUGAGUCGAGGAGAGGUCAGUCCUGACGGACUGGGCUCGACUGUGGCUGAGGGCUGGACGGUGCUGAUCGUGCACGCGGUGAACUCCCAGUGCGCGGGCCACAGCAAAGGUCGGCCAGUGCCGACGGGGGCCGCUGCCCGCCGCGCAGGAGACCUCCAUGCGGGUGGUCAGGGAGGCCGCGGCCUACCUCGCGCAGGACGCAGCCCAGGAGCUCGAGACCCCGACUGGAACGAGGUAGUGGCUUCGGGGGACCUGCCCCUCACUCUGGGCGGUGUGUUGCCAGGGCUACUGGCGCGCGGCGUCGCCGCCUCUGUCCGCGCUCUGGACACUGCAGACGAGCGGGCCGCAGGCUGGCUCGCCGAGCCCACGUUCGCUCUGCCCCCGAAGGCUGAGUGGCCAGAGGAGGUCCCGCGAGCAGCUAGUCAGGCGUGCUCGAAGCCAGAGUGGUAUCGCAUCGCUGCCAAGCUCGGGGAGCUGGGCCCGGCCGCGCCCACUGACGAUGAGCGGAUCCUCAAGGUCGGGAGCCAGAAGGUCCUCGUGGGGGCCUUCGGUGUGGCCAAGAGUGGGACUCCCACGCCUGGCCAUGCAGUGGUCCAGAGGCCCAUCAUCAACAUGGUGCCCGCCAACAGCUAUCAGCGUGCAGUGAGGGACGGCAUCGGGACGUUCCGCGCAUCGCC